Molecule: messenger RNA, 1565 nt
Organism: Peromyscus maniculatus bairdii (prairie deer mouse)
Lineage: Eukaryota; Metazoa; Chordata; Mammalia; Rodentia; Cricetidae
Gene: Cyth2
Product: cytohesin 2
Biological process (GO): regulation of ARF protein signal transduction
Molecular function (GO): guanyl-nucleotide exchange factor activity
Source: RefSeq, a predicted model, not a curated record
UCAAGGCGAGGGGCGGGCCCCACCGGCCGGGCGGUUGGGCCGUGAAGGGAGAGUCUUUUCGGCGCUGAGGACGGGCGCUGAGGAGGCGGCGGUGGCUCCUGGGGCGUUUGAGCGGGCUCACUCGAGCCCGCGGGCCGACGCGGACGCAGGCCCAGCCGGCGGAACCGCCCCGGACUCCCCGCGGGCAUUCCUAGCCGCCAUGGAGGACGGUGUCUACGAGCCCCCAGACUUGACUCCAGAGGAGCGCAUGGAGCUAGAGAACAUCCGGAGGCGCAAGCAGGAGCUGCUGGUGGAGAUCCAGCGCCUGCGAGAGGAGCUGAGCGAAGCUAUGAGUGAGGUGGAGGGUCUGGAGGCCAAUGAGGGCAGUAAGACCUUGCAGCGGAACCGGAAGAUGGCAAUGGGCAGGAAGAAAUUCAACAUGGACCCCAAGAAGGGGAUCCAGUUCUUGGUGGAACACGAACUUCUGCAGAACACACCUGAGGAAAUCGCUCGCUUCCUGUACAAGGGUGAGGGGCUGAACAAGACAGCCAUUGGGGACUACCUAGGGGAAAGGGAAGAGCUAAACCUGUCCGUGCUCCAUGCUUUUGUGGAUUUGCAUGAGUUCACCGAUCUCAAUCUGGUACAGGCCCUGCGGCAAUUCCUGUGGAGCUUUCGCCUCCCUGGAGAGGCUCAGAAAAUCGACCGGAUGAUGGAGGCCUUUGCCCAGCGAUACUGCCUGUGCAACCCUGGGGUCUUCCAGUCUACAGACACCUGCUACGUGCUGUCCUUCGCUGUGAUCAUGCUGAACACCAGCCUUCACAAUCCCAAUGUCAGGGACAAGCCGGGCCUGGAGCGCUUUGUGGCCAUGAACCGGGGCAUCAAUGAGGGCGGAGACCUGCCUGAGGACCUGCUCAGGAACCUCUAUGACAGCAUCCGAAAUGAACCCUUCAAGAUCCCUGAGGAUGAUGGGAAUGAUCUCACCCACACCUUCUUCAACCCAGACCGUGAGGGCUGGCUCCUGAAGCUGGGGGGCCGGGUGAAGACUUGGAAGCGUCGCUGGUUCAUCCUUACAGACAACUGCCUCUACUACUUUGAGUACACUACGGACAAGGAGCCCCGAGGGAUCAUCCCCCUAGAGAACCUCAGCAUCCGUGAGGUGGAUGAUCCUCGGAAGCCGAACUGCUUUGAGCUGUACAUUCCCAACAAUAAGGGACAGCUCAUCAAAGCCUGCAAAACCGAGGCUGAUGGUCGGGUCGUAGAGGGGAACCACAUGGUGUACCGAAUCUCAGCACCCACACAGGAGGAGAAAGACGAGUGGAUCAAGUCCAUCCAGGCUGCUGUAAGCGUGGACCCCUUCUAUGAGAUGCUGGCAGCAAGAAAGAAGCGGAUUUCUGUGAAAAAGAAGCAGGAACAGCCCUGACCCCUGUCCCCAACUCCAUUAUUUAUUUUGGAGGUGCCCCGCCUGGGUGGCAGGACCCCUGGGCCCUGGGGCUGUGGAUCCUGGUUCCCCAUUUGGAAAAUCACCACCUCUCGCUCCUGUCUCCUUAUUUGUAAUUAACAUGUUGGUAAUCUUAUUAAUUAUUUAA